CUUUUCUCAAAAACUCACAAUCAAAAAUCAAAAGCACAAAGAAGCUAUUUUCCUUUAUCUACUGUAUCAUGGCAUCCCCACCUAGAAAUCCUCUUCCAGCCGCCGAUGAUGAUGCCCACAACGAUGCUGCAGCACCUGAAGUGGCAGACCCAAAUCUAGCCAUCAUCGUUCAUCCGGUCAACCUUGAUGCUCUUCCUAUCAGCUACAUUGAGCCCGGCGACGAGCUGAACCCGAUUGACCCAGACAACUUCGAUUUUGUGGGUCCCUCUUCCACCGCCGGAAGGUUUCCAACGCGCCGGUCCAAGCGCACGAACCCUUUCCCAGAUCUGAAUACUGCAGUGCCACAACGCCGGAGAGGAGAAAACUCUCCCCGGAGAGGAAGCAGAGGUGGAAGAAGAGGAGGCAGAGGUAGCCGCACUCCAGUUCGGUCAAAUCCACGAAGAGGUCUUCAUCUGGUAGAUGAAGAAACUGAUGAUGAAGCAGGGGAUCCUACCUUCGCUGCACCACAGGCUCAAGCCUUGUCCUCCAGCUCCUCCGAGUCUUCAUCCAACAACUCACCUUCCCCAGCAUCAACUCAGGGGGAGACGUCACAGCCCAGCAUGGCAACAGCAGCCUCUCAACAUUAUGUUCCUGAAGGUGUUGCUGCACCUGUUUCUGAAGGUGUUGCUGCACAUGCUCCAGAAGAUGCUGCUGCACCUACUGUUUCAGCAAAUGUUCCUCAGAAUGCUGCUGAGGAUGCUGCCCCUUAUCAGGAUGAAGAAAUGCCUGAUUUUUCUGGAAUGUCAUCAGCAGAGCAUGUAGACAUUCCAUCUGUGGAUGCUCAAGAUUUCACCACUACAGAAGAAACUCCAUCAGCACCUCAUGGAGAUCCUCUGGAAACCCUGGCAGAAGCAGCAGUUCAAGCAGAUGCAACUCCUCCUCAGGCUGAAGAACCAGAGAAAAGUGAUGACAGCUGGGAGGUUCCUCUAGCUGCUUUUCGCAAAAAUUUGCCCUCUCAGCAGGAAGAAGGUGUUGCCCCACUUGCUGCAUCACCUGAACCAGCAUAUGUCCCUGAUGAGCUUGAAGAUUCAGAAGAUGAUGACUCCUCAGAAGAAGAAGAACCAGACUUGGAUGGGAAGAAUUUGUCAACCCCUUUUGAGGUAACCAAUGCCUUCAGUCCUCAUUUUUAUUUUGAAUCUGAUUCACUGUUGAGUCCUCAAAUCAUGAAUUGUCAAUUCAUUGAGGAAAAGAAAAUUUCUAAGGAAGAAUUUGAUAGGCAUAGGAUAACUGCUUUUCUUCACCAAAGAAAAAUCCUUAACCUAGUUGAGAUUGCCUGCUCUUAUGAUCCCUUGGUUGUGAAGGAAUUUUAUGCCAAUUUGCAAACCUCUUUUUUAAAGAAAAACUCUCCAAACUUUGGCAAAGUUUUUGUACUCACAGUGAUGAAUUGGAUUCCAUCCAAAAAUGUCUCUGUGGUAACUAAACCUCAUGCUGUACUCAUGUACAAAUUGGGAAUGGGAAUACCAGUGGAUUUUGGCAAACUGUUCUUUGAUUCUAUUGGUCAUCUUGCCCAGAAAAUUUCACCCUCCACUCAUCUUCCUUAUCCUUCUCUCGUCUAUUCCAUCUUACUCUCUCAAAACUUGGGCCAAGAUGACUCAGAAUAUCUUCACACUCCACAAGGUCAAAAUAAUCUUGGUACUGAGGGUGUUGCACCUCAUGUUGACAACACUUCUAACCUUCUUGUGUCUGUUCCUAGAGAUCUUCUAUUGCAACAGCUUACUCAUUCUCUAGCUCAGAUUACCUAUCAUCAGUCCAUGGUGGAGAUGAUUCAGAAGGCUCUUUCUGAUCAAAAAGGGGGGAGAAAAAGAGGCAGAGAGCGAGGAGUUAAUGAAGAGGAAGCAAAGAAAGAGGGUGAAGCUCAAGGAGCAGAAGAAAGCAGUGGAUCUAGUGAUGGAGGAGCAGCAGCUGAUACUGAGGAGACCUUGGAGACUCUGGAUAUUUUACUUUAG
Molecule: messenger RNA, 1985 nt
Organism: Erythranthe guttata (spotted monkey flower)
Lineage: Eukaryota; Viridiplantae; Streptophyta; Magnoliopsida; Lamiales; Phrymaceae
Source: RefSeq, a predicted model, not a curated record